AAAAACAGGUUGUGUUUGUGCUGGCUCGCAGCGAUUGCAACACCGGCUGACUGUUGCUGCCUCUCAGAUGUGAUCUCACCAAUGUGUGAUCGGCGGCUGGUGGGAGACGUGUUUAUGCUCAGAGCAGCAAGUAGACUCAUUUGUGUUGUGAAGCAGCACUGCUGGACCAAUGGGAGAUUUGAGACAGACGAUUGGGGUCAUGUCACAGACGAUAUGCCCCAGUUCCGCAGCUGCGUCUGAGGAGGAUUUAAAGGCCCCUGCUGCUGUCCAAGGAGAGAAGAUGCACAUGAAGAGGGAGAUUUCCCUCAUCAAUGGCAUCUGCCUCAUUGUGGGGAACAUGAUAGGCUCUGGGAUUUUUGUGUCACCGAAGGGUGUCCUGAUGCACAGCGCCUCGUACGGGGUGUCGCUGCUGAUCUGGGCCCUGGCGGGCAUCUUCUCGGUGUUUGGAGCCCUGUGCUACGCGGAGCUCGGCACCACCAUCACCAAAUCCGGGGCCAGUUACUCCUACAUCCUGGAGUCGUUUGGCGGCUUCCUGGCGUUCAUUCGUUUGUGGACGUCCAUCCUGCUGAUCGAGCCGGCCAGCCAGGCUGUGAUCUCACUGACUUUCGCCAACUACCUGCUGGAGCCGUUCUACCCGACCUGUCAGCCUCCCUACGACGGUGUCCGGCUCAUUGCUGCAGCCUGCCUCUGUAUUCUCAUCUUCAUCAACUGCGCCUACGUGAAAUGGGGGACCCUCGUCCAGGACAUCUUCACUUACGCCAAACUCAUGGCGCUCAUCCUCAUCAUCGGUGUAGGAAUCCUGAAGAUAGUGUCUGGAGACAGCAAGACCUUCGAGGACCCGUUCGAGGGCUCCUCCACGGACCCGGGGGCCCUGGCCCUGGCCCUCUACUCCGCCCUGUUCUCCUACUCCGGCUGGGACACGCUCAACUUCGUCACGGAGGAGAUCGUGAACCCCGAGAGGAAUCUGCCGCUGGCCAUCGCCAUCUCCAUGCCCAUCGUGACCAUCAUCUACCUGCUGACCAACGUGGCGUACUACGUGGUCCUGGACAUGAACUCGCUGCUGGCCAGUGACGCCGUCGCCGUCACGUUUGGAGAUACAGUCCUGGGUCCUUUCAAGUGGAUCAUCCCAGUUUCUGUGGCCAUGUCCUGCUACGGAGGACUCAACGCUUCCAUCAUUUCUGCUUCACGGCUGUUUUUCGUCGGGGCCAGAGAGGGCCACCUCCCCAACAGCCUGAGCCUGAUCCAUGCGCAGCGCUACACCCCCAUCCCUGCCCUGCUGUUCAAUGGGCUGAUGGGAUUGAUCUUCCUGUGUGUGGAGGACGUGUUCCAGCUCAUCAGUUACUUCAGCUUCAGCUACUGGUUCUUCGUCGGUCUUUCCGUGGCCGGCCUCAUCUACCUGCGCUACACCGAGCCGGACAGACACAGACCCGUCAAGCUGACCCUGUUUUUCCCCUACGUCUACUGCAUGUGCAGCCUGUUCCUGGUCAUCGUGCCUCUGUACGGAGACACCAUCAACUCCCUCAUCGGCAUUGGCAUCGCUCUGUCCGGGCUGCCGGUUUAUUACGUGGCCAUCUACUUGCCUGAGGAGAGGAGGCCCAAAUUCAUCCGAAAACUCAACGCCUGGGCCACCAAAUACACCCAGAUGAUGCUCUUCUGCUGCCUGACCGACUUCGACUAUGAUCCAGAAAACGGUAAAACUCAGUGAGAUGCAGGAAAACUCCUUCGUUCAUCCGUUGACUUUCUGAAAGCUAAAAACAAACCAAGACCCGGCGUGAACAGACGGACGAGGUUUGGAACAUUUUUAAAGAUCUCAUCUGUCAGGUGAAAUGACUCACCGGGGAGCAGCGAUCGCACGGGAAACCCCGAACUCUUGCUCUCUCAUGUAAAUGAAUUGACUUCUCUCCUGGGAUCCGACACGAGGGAUCUGAAUAAAACCUUUGAAAGACAGUUCCAGCACACAUUUCAUUGUUUAGAAUUAUUUUAGUAUGACUUAAAAAGCACAUUACUUAACGCUUAAUGCUAAAACUCAGUUUUCAGCUUCCGGCGUUUAGCAGGUGCUCAUUUUAUGUUUCACAGACAACACUUUGUAAAAAAAAAAAAAAAGGAAAGAAAAAAAGAUGCAGAUUAUCAUCAGCCGUGCCGUGCCGCACUGUUGUUUCACUGCAAGGAGUAUAACAAAAACCUCAUCUUCCUAUUUGGAAGUUCACAAGUUCAUCCUCCAGAAUCUUUUACCGCCGUCAGAGCAGUUUUAGAAACGCCAGCUUGCUUCAUCUGCAGGACGAGAGCAGAACCCGCCUGCACCGCGCCUGCGUUUCCUGCCAGCACAGGGCAAAGGUCGGACCGCCUAGUUAACCCACCCGUCCUGGUGUUUACAGCCCAGCUGUGGUCGGACGGCGCUUGAAUGUCUGAAAACAACGACGUCCUCAUUUAGUACAAAACAAACUCUGUAUGUUCAUAUUUUAAAAUGAAACUGCUUUUUACUUUGUACACUGAAGUCUUGAUAGAUAUGAGAGCGCCACUUUCAGUCUUUAGUCUUUUUAUCGUAUGAAAGUGUGAAGUUUAACAUCUAAUUGUCUUCAGGCGGCACAAGAUGUGACUCGUUGAUGUCUUGAAAACUGAGAGCCUUUUCUACAUUAAGACAAAUGUGAAUUUUCUUGAGUGAAAUCUGUCAUGUUUUUUCAUCAUGCUGUAUUACAA
This is a messenger RNA of Cololabis saira (Pacific saury), 2697 nucleotides long. Its product is annotated as Y+L amino acid transporter 2-like. The record is from RefSeq and is a predicted model, not a curated record. Gene Ontology annotation, molecular function: L-amino acid transmembrane transporter activity. Lineage: Eukaryota; Metazoa; Chordata; Actinopteri; Beloniformes; Belonidae. Gene Ontology annotation, cellular component: membrane. The transcript is spliced from 10 exons. Gene Ontology annotation, biological process: amino acid transmembrane transport. The coding region runs from base 170 to 1705 and encodes 511 amino acids.